AUGUCCAAUCUUUUCGAAUCUGCCACUAUUGACGGCUCUCAGGAGUCCACUAUCGAGUUCCCGUUAUUUGUUCAGUUCCCAGCAACACAACCGCCUCAACCGUUGCAAGAGCUGAUCAACAACUUUGGGCUUGUCAAGCAUGCUGAAAACGGUUACUUCAAAGAGACAGAUCGUUCUCCAUUCGUUCUGAAAUAUGGAAACGACAACACUGACGAAGGUCAGAGCGACCAAGCGAGUGUUAUGCCUACAUCAACGCAAGAACCAGAAUAUAAGAGUGAAAGAAACUUCUCUACGCUGAUCUACUAUUUGCUGACGCCUGAUGCUCCUGUUUCAAAAAUGAUCAUGAACACUAGUCGUAAUAUUCACAUUUUACAACGUGGGAGGGGCCAGUACGUUUUGAUAUAUCCAGACGGAAAAGUCAAAAGUUUCAAAGUCGGCUUCGACUAUGCAAAUGGCGAAGUUUCUCAAUGGGUUGUUCCAGGAGGGGUGUGGAAGGCGAGCUUUUUGCUAACAAAUGAGGAAUUCUAUAACGGGCUACUAAUAAGCGAAGUCGUGGUCCCUGGAUUCGAAUACGCAGAUUAUAAGCCCUUUUCAGGUUUUGAGCAACUCGUAGAACUUGUUGGAGAGGAGCAAGCAGAAGUUUUGAAGUCGUUGCUGUAA
Messenger RNA from Lachancea lanzarotensis, 660 nucleotides. It is a transcript of the gene CFF1, whose product is annotated as LALA0S08e05600g1_1. The transcript has a single exon. Bases 1 to 660 code for a protein of 219 amino acids. The record is from RefSeq and is a predicted model, not a curated record. NCBI's taxonomy places the organism in Eukaryota, Fungi, Ascomycota, Saccharomycetes, Saccharomycetales, Saccharomycetaceae. Gene Ontology annotation, cellular component: intracellular anatomical structure.